Molecule: messenger RNA, 1002 nt
Organism: Medicago truncatula (barrel medic)
Lineage: Eukaryota; Viridiplantae; Streptophyta; Magnoliopsida; Fabales; Fabaceae
Product: transcription factor MYB1R1
Exons: 2
Coding region: 2-838 (278 amino acids)
Molecular function (GO): DNA binding
Source: RefSeq, a predicted model, not a curated record
CAUGGAAGGAAGAAAAAGUAUACAAUUACCCCUCCUUCAAAUUGAUUUAAAUGGGCCGGCUUCAGUCCAAGAUCCCUCUGAGCAUAGCAUGGAACAACAACAGGAGAAAACUGGCACCGAUAUCAUUGAGUCGGGUGGUGCCGUUGCAAUUCUAAACUCUAAUGAUAAUAACGUCGCAACUCUAAACUCUGACGAAAAUAACUUAAUUCAAGCUGAGUCAGGACCAGAAGAAAGUCAUCCCCCAGGGAGAGUACAGAGAAAAAGUAUACAUUGGACAGAUGAUGAACACAAGUUGUUUUUGAAGGGGCUGAAAAAACAUGGAAAGGGACGCUGGAAAGAUAUUUCAAAAGAAUUCGUGGUGACAAAAACUCCAACUCAAAUUGCUAGCCAUGCCCAAAAAUACUUUAUCCACCAAAAUGUGAAAGAUAUAGAGAAGAAGGAGAAAAAGAGAAAAAGUAUUCACGACACAACCUUAAACAAGAAUGACACAUUGGUUACUGUCGCUGUUGAACAGCGAGAUGAGAUUCCUUCAGUUGAGCUACAAAGUGUGAUUCCUCCUCAAGGAAUGCAACAGACACAAACACAACAGAAUGAGAUUUCUCCUAUGUUGUGCUUGCUGCCAAUCAGUUCUACAAUUCCUUCGGUUCAGCAACAAAAUGAGCUUACUCCUGUAGUCACUGCUCCUAUGGAACAACAACAUGAGACUCCUGCCAUCUUAAACAACAAGGACAAUGAAAACUUGCAAACCCAGUUGGUGUUGCUUUAUCCAAUCGGUUCUACACUUCCUGAUAUGAACAAACUUGAGAAGAUGUGCAACUUGUUGGCAAAAGAACUUUGAAUUAGAGGAGUUGUUUUGCAUGAGGGCAGUUUGAUCUUUAGAUAGGUGUCUUUCUUGUUUGAGCUGCUUGUUUUGGUGUAUUAUUCUUUCAUGUAUUUUACUUUACAUGACAAUGUGAUUGUAUAUUUUAGGUCUUUCUUUGUUCAGGUACUUGUUUUGGUGUA